Molecule: messenger RNA, 1904 nt
Organism: Exophiala oligosperma
Lineage: Eukaryota; Fungi; Ascomycota; Eurotiomycetes; Chaetothyriales; Herpotrichiellaceae
Exons: 1
Coding region: 90-1742 (550 amino acids)
Biological process (GO): carbohydrate transport; transmembrane transport
Cellular component (GO): membrane
Molecular function (GO): carbohydrate:proton symporter activity
Source: RefSeq, a predicted model, not a curated record
ACUUCAUCCAGUCUAUUGUCUUCUCCCUGGAGUAAUAAACAGACCGAACGCAAACAAAGCAUCGAACCACCAUCAUCCUCUCCUUGCUUAUGUCUUCACCAGGAACUCAAGCACUAGCCGAGAUGCCUCACUCCGAGGACAGCCUUACCAACAGAGCGGCCAUUGCCCAGGAAGCGGCGGCAGCCGUGGACAACGAGCAUCAUAUGGGCUUUUUCAAAUCCCUCAAGCUCUACAAGAAGGCAUGCUUCUGGUCCAUCUUCUUGUCCACUUGUGUCAUCAUGGAAGGCUUCGACAUGGUUAUGCUGAACAACCUCUAUGCCUACACACCUUUUGCACGCAAGUUUGGCAGUCUUCAGGCUGAUGGCACCUAUGGCCUGAGCGCCCAAUGGCAGUCGGGCUUGUCUGGAGGAAGCCAAGCUGGCCAGAUCUUAAGGCUCUUCCUGACUGGCAUUGUCGCUGAUCGAUACGGGUACCGCAAGUCCCUGAUCGGUGCCUUGGUCGCAUGCAUCUGCUUCAUAUUCAUCAUCUUCUUCUCGGAGAUCCUCGUCCAGCUCCUCGUAGGAGAGAUCUUGAUCGGCAUCCCAUGGGGUCUGUUCCAGACCACCACCACCACCUACGCUGCCGAAGUUUGCCCUGUUCAUCUCCGUGCCUAUCUCACAACCUACAUCAAUGCCUGCUGGGUUUUUGGCCAGUUGUUCGCCUCAGGCAUUAUGCGAGCUAUGCUUUCUCACAACGAUGAAUGGGGCUACAGGAUACCAUUCGCAUUGCAGUGGAUCUGGCCCGUCCCACUGAUAAUCGGCAUCUCUCUCGCGCCUGAGUCUCCCUGGUGGCUCGUGCGCGGCAACCGUAUUCAGCAGGCCCGGAAGUCGCUUGAGCGCCUGACAACGCCUAGCAGAGAGGUUGCCUUCGAUGCGGAUGAGAGUAUCUCAAUGAUGAUCCAUACCAACGAGAUGGAGAAAAGGAUCGAGGCCGGAGUCUCCUUUCUAGAUCUGUUCAAAAAGGCAAACCUUCGCCGCACGGAGAUUGUCUGCGUGACGAUGAUGAUACAGGGUGGUACGGGUUCGACCCUCCAGAGUUACUCAACCUACUUCUACGAACAGGCCGGUAUGGCUACGGACAACGCAUUCGAUAUGACAAUUGGGCAGUAUGGCAUGGGUCUUCUUGGAACACUUGUUGCCUGGUCCCUGAUAAGCCGUUACGGCCGUCGAACACUCUAUCUUUCCGGCCUGCUCACCAAUGGCAUGGUUCUCUUUGCCAUUGGAGGAACCGCUUUGGCCGGCCGCGACAACACCUCGGCCUCAUGGGCGAUCGGCAGCCUACUUUUGAUCUCUACCUUUGUGUAUGAUUGCAUUGUCGGUCCUGUCUGUUACUCACUUGUGUCCGAGUUGUCGUCUACUCGUCUGCGAACCAAAACCAUCGCGUUUGCCCGUAACAUGUACAACUGCGUUUGUCUCAUCACCAGCGUUCUCACCCCGAAGAUGCUAAACCCUACGGCCUGGAACUGGGGCGCGAAAACAGCCUUCCUCUGGGCAGGCUCGUGCUUCAUCUGCGCUAUCUGGACGUACUUCCGCCUGCCCGAGCCCAAAGGUCGCACCUUUGCCGAGUUGGACAUUCUCUUUGAGGAAGGUGUCAAAGCGCGCGACUUUUCAAAAACUGCCGUGAAUCACAUAGAUACACAUGUCUCCGAGACUUCUGUUGUUGGGGGUGAGACAGUACGGCAUGAGAAAAAGUCGAGUGAGUGACCGAGCUGCUCACUAGGACAUCACGCAAUGGCGGGAAUGGAGGAUGCAUAUUACGUCGUGCCCGAGGAAAGGCGCCCCAAGUGUUCGUUGUUCAAUCGAUCUGUUUGUGUACCACGCAAAUCGCCUUUUCGAUCAUGUAGAGUGAUCCGUGUGCCAUGUUAU